Zychaea mexicana is the source of this 552-nucleotide messenger RNA. RefSeq lists its product as uncharacterized. Lineage: Eukaryota; Fungi; Mucoromycota; Mucoromycetes; Mucorales; Lichtheimiaceae. The record is from RefSeq and is a predicted model, not a curated record. Bases 1 to 552 code for a protein of 183 amino acids. Gene Ontology annotation, molecular function: protein binding. The transcript is spliced from 3 exons.
AUGUCAGCAAAGCACCACAGAAACUUGCCUACGACAUUCCUAACGCAACUACCUUUUGACAUUCUCAACAAGAUUUUUUCUCAACUCAAACAGCGCGAUUGUAUUGCCUGCGUCGGUGUCUGUCACGAAUGGUACAAUCACGUACCACAGUACAUUACCCACAUUUGGGAGUCCGUAACACUGUCCCAACGCCAUCUUGAUGCCGUAUUGGACGCUAGUCACUCAAAAAGCACAAUGUGUUGUCUCAAACGAUGUCUUGGAAGUCAUGUCAAACACGUUGAACUGGUUGGGUUUGAGUAUGAGCUCGACUUGUAUUGGAUGAUGCAGAACUUGAUUGAUUGGAGCUGUGAUCAAAUUCAAACGUUAGCUCUUACCCAUUUUACAUACAAACCCGCCGAUUCCGCAGUUCUGGUCGCUGCCAUACACAAUCAAGAGCCCCAUGUUGACGAAACACUCAUUAUGAUGAGUGAUAACAGCAGUACUCGUAGUGGCAGUGGUAGCGAAGCUGUGUGUGAGCAACAACCGCGAUCUUCAACAAAAACGUUUUGCUGA